UCAUAUAUAGAUAUAUUUAUCACAUAUUACAGUGUUUAAAAAAAAGAAAAAAAACAAACAAAAGCAAUGCAAUAACGAGAGACACCCAAAACAAUGGUGGCUCCCUCUUCUUCUUCCAAAUCCCCACCUUCACCUUCUUCUUCUCCUCUCCAGCCACCACCAACCCAGUCCACCCAUUUCACUCCCAUUCAAGAAGAGAACGAGGAAGAAACCCCCGUCAGUAGUACGACGGCGUGUACGGACAAGGGGACGAGUAGUGCUACUCCGAAGCACCACCCGACGCCUCUUCACAGAAACGGUAAGAGUGGCGUUGGCGGUGGAUCGAAGAAGCAGCAGCAGCAGAUGCAAAACGACAACGCGUCGGUGUCGUGCAACAAGUGCCGACCGAAUUCGAGGGAGAAGAUCUCCGUCGUUCCGGUGGAUAGCAACGGCGGCGGAGGAGUUCACAAGCAUGGGUUGUCGUCGAUGGCGAGUCCGAACGGGAUUUUCAAGUCCAUAAUCUCGUCGCUGACGAGGAAUAUUAAGAGUCCCAAGCCGUCGAGCGGCGGGGCGGCGGAUUCCUCGGCGACGGCGGCGAGGGAGGAGCAGUGGAAACUCGCGGUGGCGGAGCUCUCUCACAAACUGAUUCAGGCGACGAAGAAGAGAGACGAAGCGGUUCUGGAAGCUUCGAGGCUUAAAUACUCCAUGGCCGAGCUGGAGAAAAAGCUCAACAAGCUCGAAAUCUACUGCCAUGGCUUGAAAUCCGGCCUCGACGAAUGCAGCGGCAACUCGAACAAUAUUUCCUCGCCGUACAGAAAACGACAUCACCAUAAUCCGAUUCCGAGCUCCAACGAGAAGGAAAUCGUGGAGAGCUUCCUCGUCGCCGUCGCCGAAUCCCGGACCGCCGUCCGCCUCCUCAGCCGCUCCCUCACGGCGCAGCUCCGCCACAUGGGAGCCAAAAUCCACGACCGAAUCGCCGUCCUCCUCCAACCGUACGACGUCAAAAUCUCCGGCCUCUCGAAAAACCCUAGGACCUUGCUCUUCUUCCUCGAGGCUCUUCUCAAUCGCGCCUUCUUCGAGGACUUCGAGUCCUCCGGCUUCCACCGGAGCUCCGCCGCGCAAAUCCUCGACCCGGUGGAGCGCUGCGACGCCAAUGCGGCGUCGUUUCGGCUCCUCAAGGGCUUGACCUGGGAAGAGGUUCUCAGCAAAGGGACGAGGCAUUUCAGCGAGGAUUUCAGCAGGUUCUGCGACAGGAAGAUGAGCGAGAUCGUUGCGAUGCUGGGAUGGAACCGCGCGUGGCCAGAACCGCUUUUGCAGGCCUUUUUCGGCGCGUCAAAGAGCGUGUGGCUGGUUCAUCUCCUGGCCAACUCGGUCCACCCCGGUCUGACCGUUUUCCGGGUAGAUAAAGAAGCCGGGUUUGAUCCGGUUUAUAUGGAGGAUAUGGCUGGUGAUAAGGCCAGAAAUCUGGUCCCGUCCAUUGUCCGAAUGAUGGUCGCACCCGGGUUCUAUGUGUUUGGAAGUGUGGUUAAGUGCAAGGUGCUUUGCAGGUACUACAACAACGAGUACGGAAGUGGUAAUGGUUAUAAUACCAAGAGCUUAAUCUCCUCAUCACCUUAGGACUCCCAAAGAAAAUGGAAACCCAUUUUAAUACUUAGCUGUUUUAUAGUAUAUGGAUACUAGUUUUUUGGGUGCUACUUGAUUCAUUUCAAUGUGUCACUGAUGAUGAUUAUGUGCUUAAUGUGGUUUUGGGGGAUUGUGUCGAUAACAAAGAAAAUUGGGAAGGAGUUCAAAAGGGGAAAUUGGCAUUUUGUUCAACUGGCUUUUGUUUUAUUCCCUGUCUAGUCAAUUUCAAAGCCUUCAUAUUCUCUUACGAUUUUGGAUACUAGUGUUGUUUUUUUUAAAGGACCAACUAAUGUAUAUAUAUGUUAUUC
This is a messenger RNA of Morus notabilis, 1910 nucleotides long. RefSeq names its product IRK-interacting protein. Bases 94 to 1596 code for a protein of 500 amino acids. The record is from RefSeq and is a predicted model, not a curated record. NCBI's taxonomy places the organism in Eukaryota, Viridiplantae, Streptophyta, Magnoliopsida, Rosales, Moraceae. The transcript has 3 exons.